CGCACAAAGCGCUUACCGGGCUGUAAGCUGCACCUGAUGUCCCCCCGCUUGUGUGUGACAGUGGAAUGAUCCGCUCAGUAGUGACCUCAUAUACCGGCUGCUCCCACACACUGACUGAGGGGGGUGAGGGGAGGGUGAGUUUGCAGACGGUGCCUUAGCCUUGUGCACAUCUGGAGCUUCUCGUGCAGCGGUGACUGCGGGAAUCAUCAUCAUCAUGUUGUGCUGCAGAACUGCCGGAUACUGGGGCGUCAGGACUCGGAUUCUGAAGAGCUUGCCCUCUGUUGGGAGAGAAAUCUGAAUCGUGAAUCUUCGAGAGACUUCCUAAGCUGCCCAGUUUCUCAAUAGCUUCUUCAGAAAUGAAAGUUUGCCUCCAAAGGCCUAUACAUUGGUUCUUCACCCAAGGAUCUGUCUCAUCAAGGAUACCGAACACACCAUGACCCUCAGCAUCUACCCACUGUGUUUGGGGCUGACUAAUAGACACAACAUUGUGAGCUGAGGAAUGGCCUCUUUGGACCUGCCUUAUCGGUGCCCUAGGUGUGGUGAGCACAAACGUUUCCGGAGCUUGUCCUCCUUGAGGGCUCACUUGGAAUACAACCACACCUAUGAGACCCUCUAUGUCUUGUCCAAGACCAACAGCAUUUGUGAUGCCGCCAUCUUCCCCAUAACCAGUGAGGCUGCUCUUUUGACCCCAACACACCGCAGGGAAGUCUUUGAGAGCACAUCUUUUCAGGGCAAAGAGCAGAUAUUUACCCAAGACUUAGUCCAAGUUGAAGACUUGAGUCCAUCUUCUUCACGUUACACGCAAGAGGGGGACAUUCCCCUAGCGGACAUAUUCACUAAGACAGCCAUGGCCUCACAUUCCCCACCGCCAGCAGCAGUGGCAGCAGCAGCAUCAGCUGCAGUGGAUGCUGCCUAUGAGGAAGGGCUUGCUAGGUUAAAGGUCCGAGCCUUUGAGAAACUGGAAGUGGACAAGAGACUGGAGAAACUAACAGAGGAAGUAGAGCAAAAAAUAGCCACCCAGGUUGGCCGAUUGCAAGUCGAGUUAGAGAGGAAGAGCUCGGAGCUGGAUAAAGCAAAGCAGGAGAGUGUACGCCUGAGCCGAGAGAAGGAAGAGCUGGAGGACAGGGCCUCGGAGCUCACACGACAGGUAGACGUAAGCGUGGAGAUGCUGGCCUCCCUCAAGCAGGACCUGGUGCAGAAAGAACAGGAACUCACCAAGAAAAAGCAGGAGGUGUCAGAGAUCGACGUUUUCCUGAAGGAGACGGCGAGUCGGGAAGCCAACGCCAAGGUGCGACUGCAGCAAUUCAUCGAGGAGCUCCUGGACCGAGCCGACAGGGCGGAGAAACAGCUCCAGAUCAUCAGCAGUUGUGGCUCCACCCCUAAUGGCAGUUUGGGCAGAUGCAGUGUGAGCGGGUUCAAGGUGACCCCCAGACAGAGGGACCGACAUGUUGGAGUCGCUUCCCAUGGCUCUUACUCAGUCGCUAACAAUCAGCGCUCCUCUUCCAUUGGGGCCUCCGGCAGAGUAAAAACUGUAUCCCAGAGCUCCGGGGGUUACGAAAGUGACGGCGUGGAGCAGGCAGGGGGCGAGGACAGUUUGGAGGGUCCCCGGUACACGGGGAAUAAUCAGGGAGCAGACAGCAGCUUUGAGAGGAACAAUAAUAGUCGCAGCUCAGGUCUCCGCAGACAAGCAAUACACAACUGGCACCGGCGCCCCUACAGGAACAGCACCGACGGCGAGGAGGGAGACAUCUCUGACGUGGGAUCCAGGACUACUGAGUCGGAGGCAGAAGUUUGGGAACAGGAGAGCGUCGGGUCGGCAGAGAUCAACUCCAACCGGCCAUCAGGAGGCUGCAGGUUUAAAGGGCGCUGUCAUGGGCGGAUCCAGAGGCCGGAGAAGGGAAGUCCGUCUCGUUCCAACGAGGUGAUCAGCCCCGAGAUCCUAAAGAUGAGAGCGGCUCUGUUCUGCAUCUUCACCUACCUCGAUACCAAGACACUGCUGCGGGCGGCUGAAGUCAGCAGAGACUGGAAAUUUGUGGCUCGACAUCCAGCCGUAUGGACUCGAGUGUUCCUGGAGAAUGCCCGGGUGUCCCCGAAGUUCCUGGUAACCCUCUCCCAGUGGUGCACUCAGACCCACUCGCUGACCCUGCAGAACCUCAAGCCUCGGCAGCGAGGGAAGAAGGAGACCAAGGAGGAGUACAUGAAAAGCACACGAGGCUGCCUCGAGGCCGGGCUGGAGUCCCUGCUUAAAGCGACAGGAGGGAACCUGCUUAUUCUGCGUAUAUCACACUGCCCCAAUGUUCUCACUGACCGUUCCCUUUGGCUGGCCAGUUGUUACUGCCGGGCACUGCAAGCUGUCACAUACAGGAGUUCAACAGACCCAGUUGGUCAUGAAGUCAUUUGGGCAUUAGGGGCUGGCUGCAGAGACAUCAUCUCCCUCCAGGUGGCGCCAUUGCAUCCCUGCCAGCAGCCCACGAGGUUUAGUAAUCGCUGCCUUCAGAUGAUUGGACGAUGUUGGCCCCACCUGAGAGCACUGGGAGUAGGCGGAGCUGGCUGUGGGGUGCAGGGUCUCUCUUCUCUGGCCCGUAACUGCAUGCGCCUGCAGGUUCUAGAGCUGGACCACGUAACUGAAAUCAACCAGGAGGUGGCAGCAGAGGUUUGUCGGGAGGGUCUGAAAGGCAUGGAGAUGCUGGUGUUAACGUCUACACCGGUCACACCCAAAGCCCUCCUGCAUUUCAACAGUGUCUGCCGGAACCUAAAAUCCAUUGUGGUACAAGUGGGCAUUGCAGAUUACUUCAAGGACCCCAGCAGCCCCGAGGCCAGGAAACUUUUUGAAGAAAUGGUUAAUAAGUUGCAGGCCCUGAAGAAGAGGCCUGGUUUCUCCAAGAUUCUACACAUUAAAGUAGAAGAAGGCUGCUAACCCUAUUUUCUAUCAGACUUAUUCUUUUGUGAUUAUGAGAUCUUCUGAACUACCCAGAGUUUCAUUUUGCAGUCUCCACAUGGGAAGUGCCAUUAAGAACCAUUGCCAAAUAUACAGAAACAAACAUAUCUUCAACGCCUUUGCUGUGCCGGGCCCAGAGGAGAAUAAGGUUCUCACAGGCCUAUCCUGCAACACUGGCUGGUAACACCAAACUUCAGGGUUGUUAAUCUCCAUUCUUUUUUGGUUACGUAUCAUUGUAGAGUGUGUGGCUCCCUGGGGCCGGAUGUAGCGUUACAAGCAAGUCCAUAGUGCACUGCGAAGUAUGUGUGGACCUUAUUAUUUUGUCUUUCUGUCAAGUGAGAUAUACAUAUAAAUCUGUAUAUUAAUAUAUAAAUAUAUCAAUAUUUUAAGUAUAAAUAUAUAUACUAUUAUUUAAAAAAGCUGUGGAACCAGCAAGUGUUCCAAUUUAAAUUAUGUUUAUAGUAAUAUAAACGGGAGCUUAUGAUAAGCAUGAGCAGCAGAGUCAUCUAAUAAUAGGAAAGAUACCUCCCAACCAUUUUUAUUCACUGUGUGAAGUCCACCAUGUUGACCAUAGAACAACAAUGUCUUUGGCAGGCAAUAAACUAAACAAACAACUAAUAAAAUCAACAUUGCUCAUAAAAGAGGGGGGAAAUGUAUAGAGGCCUCUACAAAACAGUUGUUAGUGCAGAGCCAUCACAUGUCCUACUAAUCUCUGUAUCUAAAGACAAGCCAUUCUAUAAGUUUGGUUGCCAUACCUGUACCCAUGUAUAGAAGGCUAUACACAGUUGAGAGGCUACAGAGGUUAGUAUUUUAAUUCUGAAUAGCACUUGGGUUUCAUUAGUUUCUUCGUCUCAUUCCUUAUUGAAGGCACAUUUCAUUGGAAAGGUGUAAAUGUCCUUCCAAGAACCUCACUGGAUAGAAGGAGCAGACACAGCAAGAAAGGAAUUCUAUAAUGGUGAAAGAUAGAAGAAUCACAAUGUUGGGGUUUUGUUAGGCAUGAAUGGGAGCUGGUACCCAAGUCCAAAGCUAAAUCUUUGCAUUCAGAGAGGGAUCAGUCUGACUAGCUUGCACUUCCCUGUAGAUCUUAAAGCACCCUCAGAAAUGAAGCACCUAGAAUACCAACAAAAACCCUGCAUAGAUACGAAAUGUAUCCAACGUGAAGUAAAUAAGCUCUGUUUUCCUUUAGAUACUGAUAAUAUUGUGUAUUUUUAUGACCUUGUUACUCGUGAAAAGAGCAUGAGAGAUGAGCCAAUAUCCUUCUAGCAACGAAUCAGUGUUCAGAGAAUACUACCCAAUGUCCAACACAAGCAGGAAGAUCCAGCAAUUUGGCUCAAGGGCGGAUUGACCCUUAUCCAACGAUCCACACACAAAGGGGGGUCUGAUUUGCCCAUAAAGAAACUAAAACAGUUAAGGAAAACCGUAGCAAUCCAUUCGGCCAAUAACCUCUGGUGUUACUGUUGGCCAAGCAGAUCUGAAUACUAUGAAGAGCAACAGAGAGAAACUGGGCUGCUUUCUUCCAAAUUGCCCUACGACAUAGGUCUAUAUAUAUGUGGGAGAAAGAGAAGUUUUAAGAGAUUUUUAUGAAGUACCUGCACUUUUUUUUAGCCCUGCUUGAGAUUAAUGAGCCAAAUGUGCGGCCUAGUAUUAUAAAGUAGUAUAAAGGAGCAGUGAAGAAGAAAAUUAUUGCCUAAUAGCAGGCUGCCUUAAUAUCACAUCAGGACCUGAUUAUUCCUUUAUAGGCCUGUGCCAGAGCAACAUGGAUUCUCUCAUUACUUUACAGUGUUCUCAAAAACUCUUAUUAUUGAUAAUGCCCAUUUAGUUGCCCUUUAUCAACUAAAGACAGAGAUGUCAUUUUUCCUAGGAUCCCAUCAUCAGAAGAUCCCAACUAAGUAAAUUUACAUGCCUAUACUACUGUUUAGUUUAAUGACUGGGGUUGGGGGGCUGCAGACUAGUCAUACCUGAUUUAUGUUACACCACAAAGGCCUGGUCCCCACUCAGGACCUGUUUUCAGGUGGAGUUAUUUUUUUCUGGUUGUAUGGAUUUCUGUGCCUUUGGUAUUAGUUCCUCAGCAUAGGGCAGACAAUGUCUCAAGUGCAAGCUGACCGCGCUGACCAAGGCCACCUCUGAAAUAAAGUCAGUAGUUUGUGUUCUUAUUUAGUAGGAUCUUCAUAGUUCUAUCCCCUCAGGAAGUUCCUGUGCAGUAACUGUGCAAGUGUAAAUUCCGGAGAUCAAUGUCAAAAGUGAAUUGUGACCCUCUCAUCCUGCUACUCUCCCUCCCCCAGGUUCCAUGCUGGAUCUCCAUCUUGCCAAAAGUUGCAUGUCUGUUCAUCGAUCGGAUUUUAGUGCAAUCAAUCCUUUCUGUGCCUUUAUAUUGCUUAUUUUAUUGGGUUUCAUGACAUGAUAGUUGACAUAUUUGCUACAUUCUAUAGAAAUACUUGCGCUAGAAACUAUUUGCUAUUGAGUAAUGUGUAUUAUAUAAUGAUAUGACACGGUAUUAAAGUGCCAGUAAUGAGGAUGUAAGAAACAUGGGGCGAAAUCUAUUUUGAGCGGUUUAAACUUGCCAAUCAGUGAGAGUAUCCUGCUUACCUACAGGUAAACAAUGGAGACACCGGUGACCCCUUGUUGGAGGGCUGGUUUCAUGACCAAUAACAUUUAAAUAGAUUAUAAGGGUUGCUGUAGCCAGUUACUGUACAAUAGAUAUAGGCCGUUGAUUUGUGCAGCUAACCGGGUGGCAACUUUACAGACCUUCAAGACAUUAUUCCUUCUUAUGUACGAGGGACACAAGGGACAUCUUAUGAGGUCACUGACUCAUUUCUGCAUUACCUGAAUUAUUUAUGUUCCCACCACUGAACAUAGCAGAAGCGAAUAAGAAAGUCAGGCUGCUACGCACUUCCAUGCAGAAACGUAGGUUUAAAGUGACUGGGAUCAAGACAAAAAUAGGGCAAAAGAAUGAUCCCAGAAUAUCAGGUCUGGCAGAGCAGAAAUUACAAAUAGUUUUAGUACCCAUGGAAAGAUCUGAUUCAUCUGGUUGGCUAUACAUGAAGUGAGGCACUGAGAAUUAUCUUUAUUUUUAUACAGUCAACUAUAUAGAAAUUUAAAUGGAAAGUAUAGAAUUAACUGGGAGAAGAUGAGGGGUUGUUAUACUCAUGAGCAGAAGAGGGGUUGUCAUACUGAGAGAAGAAGAGAUGUUAUCAUACUCAUGAGAGAAGAAGAGGAGUUCUCAUACUGAGAGAAGAGGGGUUGUUAUACUCAUGAGAGAAGAAGAGGGGUUGUCAUACUCAUGAGAAGAAGAAAAGGGGUUGUCAUACUCUUAAGAGAAGAGGGGUUGUCAUACUGAGAGAAGUGGUGUUGUCAUACUCAUGAGAGAAGAAAUGGGGUUGUCAUACUCAUGAGAAAAGAAGAGGGGUUUUCAUACUCAUGAGUGGUGAAAUCUUAUCUCUUAGUUUUAGGGUUAAUGUCUAGACGACCCCACGAAGUAGUGUUAAUUGAUACUUUCCCUUUAGCCUUGAACCUUUCCACUGCUAAGCAUUAGCUGGAUCCACAGCGUCUUCCUCUGACCUGAAAAACCAGAGCCUGAACCCUCUGCUGACGAGGCAGAAGAGAAGAUGCUGAGCGUGUAGUUGCGCAACAGCGGCAGUGGGAAACACUGUGCAAUGGGUAGAGUAUAUGUGUGCCAAAUUCAUUACCAAAGUACUUCUUCAUCUGAAUAGUUUGCAUUACAGUAAAAAUUUCAUCCCCCAAAGAUGUGCAACGUCCCAUGAAAAAUGUUGAUUGAGGGGCUUGAUCUGUAAAGUUUGAGUAUAGGCUUCCUUUGCUAUUAUUCCUAGGGGGAGAAUAAACCUCUCACUAAGUGUGUCAGUUGACUCUUUCCCAGUUAAAGAUCUUUGAUAAUCUUCAUUUGGGUUACUCUCCUUCCAAUGGUGAAUCUAGUCUCCCGCCCCCCAGUCCCCCUUUCAAUUGGCAUGGGUCGGAGCAUUUGAGAAGCCAUUGGAGGAUGUUCUGCACAGCAGCAUAAACAAUCAUUCUUCUGCGAAGCUUGCUUCUAAAUGAGUAAGCAUUCUUCAUUGC
Molecule: messenger RNA, 7006 nt
Organism: Xenopus laevis (African clawed frog)
Lineage: Eukaryota; Metazoa; Chordata; Amphibia; Anura; Pipidae
Gene: fbxo41.S
Product: F-box protein 41 S homeolog
Exons: 13
Coding region: 500-2917 (805 amino acids)
Source: RefSeq, a predicted model, not a curated record